AUGACACUCUGCGAAGGAAUAGAACUCUACAAAUCCAAGCGUCUCCUCUACCGAGCCGCAGAGAACAACGAAGAAGACAAAACCUUCCUCCAACAUGACCUUUUCAAAGACAACGCCUGCCAGCUACUGGGCAGCGCCCGUCUACGACGCCCAGCCCACGCCGGCUCCGCCGAAGAUGCCGUCAAAUCAUUCCAAAGCGUUCUCCUCGGGGUCAUAAUAUGUCUCCGUCCUGACACAGCCACCAACUCAGAAGGACCAGAAUCCCCCGACACACCCGCCCAGAAAAACAAGCCGGUCCCAAUCGGCUUCGUGAGUCUCUCCCAGCAGGGGCCGGAAUUCGCGCAUCAUCGCAGUGCAACAUUGGCGAUAUCGCUUAGGGGCGGUUAUCGUGGUCAGGGGUACGGCGGCGAAGCUAUUAAUUGGGCGUUGGAUUGGGCGUUUGAGCAGGCUGGUUUGCAUAGGGUUGGUCUAACUGCUUUUUCGUUCAAUCAUCGUGCUUUGCAUUUGUAUAAGAAGCUUGGGUUUGUGGAGGAGGGUCGUGAGCGUGAGGCUGUACAGCAUUUCCGUGUUUGGCAUGAUAUUGUCAUACUUGGGAUGUUGGAGAGUGAGUGGGAGAAAUUGAGGGGCUUUACCCCGGAGGCGACAGUGGUAACUCCUUCUUUUUCUUCGGAGCUGGGGAGUGAAUGA
Messenger RNA from Penicillium bovifimosum, 687 nucleotides. RefSeq names its product GNAT family N-acetyltransferase. Gene Ontology annotation, molecular function: acyltransferase activity, transferring groups other than amino-acyl groups. The transcript has a single exon. The record is from RefSeq and is a predicted model, not a curated record. The coding region runs from base 1 to 687 and encodes 228 amino acids. NCBI's taxonomy places the organism in Eukaryota, Fungi, Ascomycota, Eurotiomycetes, Eurotiales, Aspergillaceae.